AUGUCCUCGUUUUUCACACUUCCUGCGUCUCAGCGGAAGCGCAAGAGGGAAGACCGAGUUGGAGCUCCGGUAGCUAAGAAGCGAGGCGUUACUGGCAAAGGCGCACCACAGAGCGGCGAUAAAUCCCGGAGGCAAACAGACAGAGAUGAAUCGAUAUCAGGGAGUGAUUCCGAAGGAGAUGAGGGCUCGGGGGUAUCGGCCGGUUCGGACGAUGAAUCGCUCUCUGGGUCCGACGAAGACGAGACUGCGGCCGAGCGAAGAUUGAGGUUGGCAGAGCAAUAUUUGCACAAUGUCAGAGAAGAAGUGGACGAAAUUGGGUUUGAUGCUGCAGAUAUAGAUCGGGAUUUGAUUGCGGAGAGAUUGAAAGAGGAUGUGGACGAAUCCAAAGGCCGAGCAUAUAGACUAGUGGCCUCGACACUAUCACUCUCAGCUGCCUCGCAUUCAUAUUUUCGUGCAGACACAAAUACCACCACCGCCAUCGCUUUACACUACCCAUUUGUCUACACUACAUCAAAGGACAGGACUCUGAUAAAAUGGGAACUGUCGACACCUCCUUCAACAUCUUCUACACAAGAUGGGAACAGCGCCCCGUCGAACCGACCAUUGCGGAAAAAGCCCAAAAAAUUGAAAUGGGCGAAAGGAUUACGACCAUCUAGAGAUAGUGAAGAGAAGCAAGGACAUGUCAGCGAGGUUCUGACUGUCGCAGUUUCACCGUCUGGUCAAUUCGUUGCUACGGGUGGUGCCGAUAACCGGUUAAUCAUUUGGGAUGCCGACACCCUUACUCCAUUGAAAACAUUCACACAACAUCGCGACUCUGUCUGCAGUUUAGCAUUUACUCAGCGGAUAUCCUCAUCAAGUUCUGGCGAACAGUUGUUUUCCGCCUCAUAUGACCGAACUAUCAAAACCUGGUCCUUAAGCCCUGAUGCGCAUGCCUAUGUGGAAACACUUUUUGGUCACCAAGAUCAUGUGUUAGGGGUGACUUCAAUGAUAACAGAUCAGUGUGUUAGCGUUGGCUCUAGGGACCGCACAGCAAGGCUUUGGAAGGUCAUUGAUGAAACGCAACUGGUAUUUAGAGCUGGAGGCAUGUCUAAGCACUGUCAAUACUCUUUAAAUUCAACGGACUGUGUGGCCGCCUUGCCACCAACACACUUCGUGACUGGUUCAGACUCCGGUGCCAUAUCACUAUGGUCUGUCCACAAGAAGAAACCCCUUCACACCAUUUAUGAAGCUCACGGUCUGGAUCCCCUACCUCCUCCCGAAAAGCUGUCGUCUGAAACCGACGUUGAGGCACAGGCUGCAAAAACGGCAAAUGUUCGCCAAACCCCACGCUGGAUAACAGCAUUGGCCACAGUACCUGGCACGGACAUUGUGCUAAGCGGUAGCUGGGACGGUUGGAUUCGCGCCUGGGAAGUCUCUGAAGAUAAGCGCCGGCUUCGACCUCUAGGCUGUAUUGGUGGGAAAGAGGCACCAAAGGAUCUAUCCCUCACAAACGGCUCAUCUCAUACCCUUUCAGAUUCUAUGCCAAUAGACACCGAUGAAGACGGCCAAGGCAAUACCGCACCCCCGCUCCGGGGUAUCGUGAAUGGAAUAUCUGUCUAUGAACGCCGAGGUGUUGAUUCCGCCAAACCUGGCCGCCCUCUUUCUAGCUCUACAUUAAAGAAGAAGAAAAAGGGGUCUACGGCAAAAUCGCAUGAGACUGACGUGAAGGGGCUUUGUAUAGUAGCUGCGCUAGGCAAGGAACAUCGACUCGGACGUUGGAAGGUGUUUGAUGCUAACGAUUCGAAGAAUGUUGGCUGUGGCGAGGUAGGGGGCAGAAAUGGUGCUGUUGUAUUUGAAGUGCCUUUUGCAAGCUGA
This is a messenger RNA of Nannizzia gypsea CBS 118893, 1854 nucleotides long. Its product is annotated as rRNA processing protein RRP9. The record is from RefSeq and is a predicted model, not a curated record. NCBI's taxonomy places the organism in Eukaryota, Fungi, Ascomycota, Eurotiomycetes, Onygenales, Arthrodermataceae. Gene Ontology annotation, molecular function: protein binding; snoRNA binding. Gene Ontology annotation, cellular component: small-subunit processome. The transcript has 2 exons. The coding region runs from base 1 to 1854 and encodes 617 amino acids.